Molecule: messenger RNA, 365 nt
Organism: Morus notabilis
Lineage: Eukaryota; Viridiplantae; Streptophyta; Magnoliopsida; Rosales; Moraceae
Exons: 1
Coding region: 55-360 (101 amino acids)
Source: RefSeq, a predicted model, not a curated record
AAGCUCAAACGAGAAACAUACCAUAACAAGGGCCAAUUUCGAGUCACAAAAGAGAUGAAGAAGAGACCAUCUGCAGCUACUAUUGUGCCAAUACUGGUGCUGGUAUUGUGGCUGAUGAUGUCCUCGGCACUGGCAUGCCCAUAUGACGGCAGUAAAUGCAAGGAUUGCAUAGUUAAGCAGAUGAAGUGUGGCUGCCCGUCUUGUGUGCCGGUGCUGCGCUGCAUGGCGCGGUGCCUGUGGAGUGGCAACUCGAGGGCCGACUGCAAUCAGUCCUGUGAUUGCGGCAACAACGGCAACCCGAAGCUCUCUGAUUGCAAGAAAUGCAUGUCCCGGUGCAAGUGCAGCUGCAUGGCUUAUUAAGCACU